AUGGCGCCGUUCGCGCCACUGCCGCACAACACCUACAAGCACGACGUCCACCACCACCUCACCACCACGACCGCGACGACGAUGGCCGCCACUUCCGGCAGCAGCACCAACAACAAUAACACCGGCACCACGGGUGGCGCGGCGGCCGACAUGGCCGCCUAUCUCCAGCAGCUGCAGGACGCCGCGGCCGCCGCCCAGGCGGCCAAUAAGAGCAACAGCAGCGGCGGGACCGGCGGCGCGGCGCGCGGGGAGCAGUGCCCGCGGUGCGCGUCGCACGACACCAAGUUCUGCUACUACAACAACUACAACACGUCGCAGCCGCGGCACUUCUGCCGCGCCUGCCGCCGCUACUGGACGCUGGGCGGCUCCCUCCGCAACGUCCCCAUCGGCGGAUCCACCCGCAAGCGCCCGCGCCUGGCGCACCACAACCACCACCACCACCACCAGCACGCCAGCAGGCCCGCUCCGGCGGCGCACGCCUUCGGCUUCGGCCUCCCGCCCCCGAUGAUGAUGCCUCCCCUGCCGUCGUCGUCGCAGGGACAGGGUGGCGGCCUCCUCGGCUCGCUGUUCGCGCUCGGCGCCGCGGGGCCGCUGCUGGAAGGCCGCGGCGCAGGGUCGUCGUCGUUCGACUUCGACCUCGGGCUCGGGCUCCCGACAACCGGGCCCUUACACCUGGGCGCGGGCGCCGGCGAGGCGGUGGCCGUGCAAAUGCAAGGCCUCGGGCUCAGGGGAGGUGGUGGCUCCGCAGCCGGGUCGUCGUCGUCCUUCCUCUGGCCCGCGGGGCUGCUGAUGGACAACGACAGCGUGACCACGUGGAAGAUGCCACCAGGCGCCGGUGCGGGUUCAGUGUGGCCGGACUUCUCUUCUCCGGCGGCGGCGGCGGCGCCACAAACCGGCGGGAUGCUGCAUGGCGGGGGCCACCUGAUGUGA
Miscanthus lutarioriparius is the source of this 930-nucleotide messenger RNA. The record is from the annotation of a GenBank genome assembly. Lineage: Eukaryota; Viridiplantae; Streptophyta; Magnoliopsida; Poales; Poaceae.